Molecule: messenger RNA, 1056 nt
Organism: Anopheles nili
Lineage: Eukaryota; Metazoa; Arthropoda; Insecta; Diptera; Culicidae
Exons: 3
Coding region: 1-1056 (351 amino acids)
Molecular function (GO): protein binding
Source: RefSeq, a predicted model, not a curated record
AUGAGUGUAACGGCUGUGUGGAAUGCGAUUAUCGCCGGUGAUGUCGCAGCAUUGCAGAAAUGCAUCCGUUCCGGUACACCAAACACCAAUAUUGGACAAAGACUCGACAAUCACCGGUGGAACAUACUGCAGCAUGCCGUCAUAACCCGCAAACUUGACUGCGUGAAACUGGUAGUGGAUCAUUUUGCACCGGACCCAACGGUUCCAUGUUACGAGGGCUUGACACCGUUGGCACGUGCCUGUGAGCAAUCUGUCCCACUGGAAAUCGUACAAUAUCUGUUGCUGCUUAACAAACGCAUUAUAAACACGGGGAACAAUGAGCAGAUCACGCCGUUACACUACGCCGUGUCCAAGAAUCGGCUGGAUAUCGUAAAGCUGCUCGUAGCCAAUGGGGCAAAUCCCAAUGCGAUGGACUAUGCAAAUGAAACACCGCUAGAUACGGCUGCUUACGAUACGGGUAACAUUGCGAUACUAAUAUACCUGCUCUUCGUUGCCAAAGCCAAGUGGGGGUCUGUUCCAAAUCGACUUAUCAUAUUUGGUGGCCGAGCGACAUAUCCUGUGAAGAAAAAAAUUGCCUGCUUCAAGAUACUCUUCAAUCAUGAAUACCCGAAGCAUGCAUACCGUCAGCGCUACUACGUAAACGAUGUGCUGGCUGUGGCUCUUAUGAGCAACGGAUCAUCAUCCCUAAUACCGUACUUCAUAGAAACGGAGUUAAAAUGGGAAAAGCGGGUUGAUGUUCGCUCUCUUUACUCACGAUUGAUGAAUCGAUUUCAACUGCUUGCCCUUUCUGUAUUCUCCCAUUGUGGACCCGUGGCUUCGGAAUCUCGGCCAAAAUGCACAAUAAUUUAUAAUAACCACCAAAAGGUUGUAGAUUGUAUCGUAACCAUGACUGGCAAAGGAGUGGAUGAGAUAGUUAGCCACAUCUUGAAAGAAGAGACCAAGCAAGCAUUAUACUUUGAUAAGCAGCUACUAUUGUUGGAUUUACCCCGCGAAUUGUUACUAUAUCUGAGACUUUGUGAUGAGGACUCGUUCAGAUGGGCAGCUUCAUUCAUUUAA